Molecule: messenger RNA, 1540 nt
Organism: Gekko japonicus
Lineage: Eukaryota; Metazoa; Chordata; Lepidosauria; Squamata; Gekkonidae
Product: glycoprotein integral membrane protein 1-like
Exons: 4
Source: RefSeq, a predicted model, not a curated record
GUUCAGCAAGAUGAAGUGACUGAAAUAGAUAUACUAGUGAAGGAUUUAAGAGUGCUUAGGCACUCAAAUUACACUGUUCCUUUAAAGGAAAGCAUGCUGUUUUCCAUCCCUAGGGACAAUGAUGUCUUAUUCACACUUCCUAAUAUUGCAAGAAAAGAUGUUGAAAGUCCACUGCAAACAACUAGUCACUAUCUUCUCAGGCAAGUAGAAACCACAGUAGAUGAAGAGACGCUGCCUGGGAAAUUACCAGAGACUCCUCUCAGAACAGAUCCUACAUCCUCUUACAAGGUGAUGUGCCAGUGGGUGGAAGACUUGAGGAAAGAGCUUUGCAAGUUCUGGCUUCGGUCAUUUCCUGUAUUCUUUAAUCUGAUGGAGGUCAUUGUGGUUGGAGUUAUAGGAGCAGCUUUAAUCAUAAAAGUCUUAAAAGUACUUUGCCCAUGUGAGCCCAAGGGAAUCCUCCACCUUGAUUUCAACAUUAUACCUGUGGUUGCAGUCAGCUUGCUUCCAGACUUGCCAGAGAAAAAAGACAAUAUAGAGGAAAAAUGUAUUUAAAAAGUUUGCCUUCAAGUAUUUGUAUGAGUUUGACCCAAUAUUUGGCAUGAUCCUUAAUAUAUUGUGUAAUGUAUUAAGAAAAGGCUAUGGAAUAUCAGCGUUUUAAAGGAUACCUAACAUUGAGGCCCUAAGGAGUUCAUCUUGUUUCACUUCAACCACCCUAAUACCUUCGCUCUCUCUCACACAAACACAUAGCCCAGCAGGUUCCUUAUAGAAUGGCUGCAGUAAAUUCUAACUUCUUUGAAGGAAUUUUUCAACAUACAAUUCAAACAGCCCAAACACAGCGGCUGUAUAAACAUGCCAUACUAAUCCAAAUGACCUCAACCUGCAAAUAUUGUUUACAGAUUUUAGUAAGACAUGCUUCCAAAUAAAUAUUAAAAUUAUAGCUUUAAACUCUACAUGGAAUGGAAUGAGUCUAAUGGAAAUGAGUCUAAGCUAUCAGUCCCUAUGAACAUGGAAUGGAAUUGUGUGAGAACCUAUACCCACCUGUAACAAAAAGAAAGCUAGUUUAGGCUGGAUAUCCUAAAGUGUGCCUUGGGGGAGAAAAGGUGGGAAGGAGCUUUUGUUCGCUCUUAAGAUGAAUUGGCUUUUGGUGUAAUGCUUUUACUGUACAAAAGGCAAUGUAACAUUACAAGCACUUUAUUUGGUCCAUAAAAAAUAAGGCCUCCUAAAAGGUGUAAGCACUUUUAAAACUGUGCUUCUUGAAGCUGCAGUACAGUAUACAUUUCUAAAGAGCACAAAUGCCUUUAAAAUGGUGAUUUACAAAGCAGUUUUCCAGACAAAUUUGUAUGAUCACAACUUUUCAAUAAAUCUUUACAUGUUGAGAGACAUUAAUAUUUCUCUAGAGUUGUUUGACCAUUUGGAUUUUUUAUGAUACUUUAAAAGGCUGCAUUCUGUGAUCCAGCAUUUCUAAGCAGCAGCUGAAGCCAGAUGUAUGACUUUGCUCUGGAAGGAAAUAUGUUCCAAGGUUUUACACAUACUCCUCAAC